CCAGUUAGACUAAACGAAGAAGAAGCAGCGAGUCGUGGUUCAGGUCUGGAUUCGGAUUCUGGUACUGCAGCGAUGGUCCAGACAUGCUCGGCUUACGGCUGUAAGAACCGGUACCACAAAGACAGAAACAUCUCCUUCCACAAAUUUCCUCUGGCGCGUCCGGAUGUUUGUGGAAAGUGGGUGGCGGCGAUGAGGAGGAACAAUUUCAAACCAACUAAGUACAGCAACAUCUGCUCGCAGCACUUCACUAAAGACUGCUUCAAGCGAGAGUGCAACAACCGCGUGCUGAAGGAAAACGCCGUGCCGUCGCUUUUCACCUUUAACCUCAACGUCAAGCCUGGAUCUCUGGAGGAUCGUUUCCACCCUGAGAUCCAUUUCCCCCUCGCUCUGUCUCUGACCUCUGACCCCAGAGUCAAUGGGGAGGAGUCUGAGCCCAGGCGGAGCCAGGUUGACUAUCGCAGUGACACGGCAGCAGUCUCUUGCGAUCACAACUACACAGCUGAAGACUCUGCUCGGCUGAAGACGCGCAUCGAGCAGCUGGAGGAGCAGCUGGUGCGCAUGCGAAAGAAGCUGAAGACCACGCAGCAGAAAUGUCGGCGGCAAGAGCGGCAGCUGAAGAGGAUCAAAGCUGCGUGUGAGGCGGCGGCGUGUAGUGAGGGAUACAUCGUUUUACCCAAACACAUCUACCACACACUCAAAGGCAACGAGUAACAGAGAUGUGACUAGAUGUAGGCGUGGCUAAAAGUCAGUGGAGCAUAAUGUUGCACAGACUUCAGGUGGCUGUAAAGUUUACCAUGAUGAAGAACUCUGUCACGAGAUAGGACUUGCUGUGAUGCCAUGUUUAGCGAGACAGCUCACUGAGUUACAGUAAUCUGGGGGAAAAAAAAAAAACAAGCUGAUGACAUCAUUCACCUAAUGUGACAGCGAAAUCAUUGUUGCAACUGGCUGAUUUCCACCAGGUUGCAAUGAUACGAGGACAUUUUAUUGGAGUUCAGCCAUUAAGGAAUAGAAAGGUUAUGAUAAAUUUGUCUAAAACACAAAAGAGUCGAGUGAGGGAAGCUACCACGACACCCGUACCAGUGGCUGUGGCUGGAGACUCUUGUGGCUGCGGCUGGAGACUCUUGUGGCUGCUGCUUCUCCUGUCACAACUACAUGUGAGAGUGGAUCUCGGUCACGGGAAAUCUGAGACACUGCCAGCUUCAACUUUUUUAUGUAAUAAAUAUAUAUUUAAAGCACAAAGGGAGUGUGGACCUUUUUUAUUUAAGGCUAAUUUAAAAAAAUAAACCGGACUGGAUUUAACUGCAGCUGUUUUCACUUCCUAGCUGGUGACUUCAGUUUGUCUCUAAUAGUUUUCAUAGACUGGCGUCCUUUAAAAGAGGAGUUGUGUGCACAGAGUCACCCGUCAAAGGGGCCAGAUUCAGGGUUUCUUACAUGCAUUUGGUGAUGAUGAGCAGCAGGUGGCACUGUAGGGCUGUGAUGGAGUGAAGGUCUCCUUUAGUUUCUCCUGUGUUUAGGGUGGUUCUGGAAUGAAGUCUGUUUUUGGAGAUAAAAGCCUUGGCGGCAGCAGAGUUACUCCCACAGAGUGUUAAUCCCACCUUCAAGUUUCGGAACAAGGACACGGACUGAGGAGUUGUUUGAGAUUCUGUGUUUGACUUCCUUUUUGUCCUCAUGGUCCUGUGAGGUACAUGUGUUGGGACUAACCCAAAGACACAGCUAACCUGUUUUCCUAAUCUGAUGUCAGGGGUCAAAGGUUGGGGACUUUCAUAUUCUGAGACUAGAGAAAAACUGUUUCAUUGUUCUGUGACAGCAAAAA
Messenger RNA from Thalassophryne amazonica, 1813 nucleotides. RefSeq names its product THAP domain containing, apoptosis associated protein 1 (gene thap1). Lineage: Eukaryota; Metazoa; Chordata; Actinopteri; Batrachoidiformes; Batrachoididae. The record is from RefSeq and is a predicted model, not a curated record. The coding region runs from base 73 to 711 and encodes 212 amino acids. Gene Ontology annotation, molecular function: sequence-specific DNA binding. The transcript is spliced from 3 exons.